CGUGGUGUGGUCUGCAAAGGUCGGGAAGCACCACUCGCCUGAGCGGAGCUGGAAACCGCGGGAGCUUCGGCGAGCGGGAACCUCACCCUGCUGUUGAGCGGUGACGAGGGCUGGAAAAGCAGCGUUUGGCCGGAAAAAAAAAAAAAACCACCCCAAAUGUCGGAGUCACAUGCACUAUCUUCAGCUAGCAUAUUGAGCAGCGUCCACGAAUACAAAGCAUCGGAGCGGGAUUCGCUGCUGGGGAAUCCCUACGUGGAGAUUCAACAGGAGGCGGUGGACUGAAAAUAAAGCUCGGAAGAAUCGGAUAUACUAUUAACUUAAGGAGCCCUUAAAAGGAUGAAAAGGCAACACAGUUUGACAGAAUUUUUGAAUAAGAAACCAAAAUCGGAAUCAGUUGUAUCAGAAUUGGCCUUGGAUGGUACAAAACAGUCACAAGCACAACCACUCCAACUUGAAGAAAGCAGCACUUCAAUUGUUGAAAUGAAAAAUGGUAACUCCAAAAUUAAAGAGAUAAAACAAGCUUCUCUAAAGAAAAAACUGAAAACUCAUAAUAUUGAUAAAAAGAACUUAAAACAAUGUGAGCAGGAUUCAAUAACAAAAGGAACAGAUAAGAAUGAAAAAUAUUUACAUACUACUUGUAGGGUAUUUAAUACAGUUUAUUGCCUGGCAAAAAGCUGUAAACCGUUUUCAGACAUAAAAGAAGAGAUAGAAGUGCAAAUUAAAAAUGGAUUAGAUAUGGGAAUAGGAUUACAUUCACGUACAACUGCUGUGAAAGUAGUUGAUUUCAUUGCAAAGGAAAUUAAAAAAGAAAUAUUUACUAAAAUUAUUGAAAAUAAUCUGAAAAUAUGUUUGAUUAUUGACGAAGUCCCAAUGAUUUUGUGCAAACCAGUUGUUAUAGUUUUCUUAAAAGUUGAAGAUUCCGUUACAUCACCAACAAUUUUUGUUGAGCUAGUUGAAUUGGAAAAGCAAGAUGCAGACACAAUAUUUUCUUCAGUUAUGGAAAGUUUAAAUAAUAUUGGGCUUACUAAGAACUACCUUGAAAAAAAUUUAAUAGGAUUUUGCUCUGAUGGUGCCAGCAUUAUGCUUGGGAGAAAAUCUGGAGUGAGCACUAGGAUAGCAAAAGAGUUUCCAAACAUCAUAAUAUGGCACUGUUUAAACCAUCGCCUUCAUCUUGGUUUAGAUGAUUCGAUAAAUGAAAUAAAGCAAGUAAAUCAUUUUAAAAUAUUUAUUGAUAAAAUACAUACUAUUUUUCAUCAAUCUAAUAAGAACAAAAUGGAACUUACCAAAAUAUCUGAACAACUUGGAAACGAAAUUACACAGAUUGGUAGAGUUUUGGGACCAAGUUGGGUUGCCUGUAGUUUAAGGUCAACCCUAGCUGUGUGGCAUGCUUAUCCGGUGCUACAUCAUUUUUUUCAUUCAAAGGAAAAGUACUUCGGUAUGGCUGCCCGUCUUGAAAAUAGAUAUUUUCUGACUGAUUUGGCAUUGAUGAUUGACAUUCUAAAUGAAAUUUCCCUACUUUCAAAUGCACUACAAGCACGAAAUACAGACAUAAUAAAGGCUGACAUACUCAUGACAAGAUCUAUUAAAGCAUUUCAAAUGCUUGGAAAGGAAAAGGGUCCAUAUGAAAAAAAAGUAGAUGAAUUAAUUUCUUCAGAAACAUUCAAAAAUAUAAAAUUUGUAGAAAAUCAGCAAUUUGUCGGGCUUCCUCGGGAAACACUUUUAGAAAACAUUGUAAUGAAUUUGGAAAAAAGAUUAAUGGAUUGUGAACAUUUAAAAGCAAUUUGUGGCCAAUUUCAAGACAGUAAUAUAUUACAAAUUCUCAAAUAUUUGAACCCAGAUUAUUGGAAUAUUGAAGAAGUAGACGUUCCAUGGAGACCAGCUGAAGAUAAAUUGUUUGUAUUUAAUGACAUUUUUAAUUACAAAAUUGAUAUGAAUGAUUAUCGAGAUUUCUUGGAAAAUGUUCUAAAAAAUUCCCAGAAAUAUAAAAUUCCUGAAAGUGUUCAAAGAGCUAAAAAUAUUGUCAGAACAAUUGCGGUCAAUUCUGCAGAAGUGGAAAGUGCUUUUUCAAAGUUGAACAUAAUAUGUUCAGGAAAGAGAAGUCGCCUAACUGUUCCUAAUACAUCAAACACAAUGACUAUUAGUCUAAUUGGCCCACCUCCAAAGGAAUGGGAUCCUACUCCUACAGUGAAAAAAUGGUUAAGGAUAAAUCACUCAGCUGACGAUGCUCGGAUAAAAGGGAAGAAAAGGGACCUCAAUCAAGAAGCAAUAUAAAAAUAUCUUAGUUUUAUUUUUUGUCAGAUAUUAUUUAAUAUUUUUUA
Pseudonaja textilis is the source of this 2318-nucleotide messenger RNA. Lineage: Eukaryota; Metazoa; Chordata; Lepidosauria; Squamata; Elapidae. The record is from RefSeq and is a predicted model, not a curated record.